UCCGUCGGCGCUUCUGCUGUCGCCUCCAACGCCGAUGACUUGCUCCUCUGCUUCCUCCUUUCCGCCAGAUCUGCUCGCCAUCUCCUGCGUUGUGCGUGGUUCGAAUCUGCUGCAGCACGAGCGUCCUGCCUCCGUCACCCAUCAGUGCCGUCGCCGCCACCAUUAAUUGCAGGGACCAAAAGCAACAAUGAGUGUGAUUCAGAAGUUUUUCAUUGCUUCAAUGUUCAUGUGGGUUGUCCCUGUUGCAAUUCUAUAUGGUUUUAACAAUAAUCUGUUUCCUGGAGCAGACAAUUUGUCCCCUUACUCUGUGACACUAGUGAGUGGAUUUCUUGCGGUUAUAUCAGUUAAUGUAGUCAUAGCAUUUUACAUAUACUUGGCGAUGAAGGAACCUGCCGAAAAACACGAGCCAGAUCCCAAAUUUCUCGCUGAGGCUAAGGCUAGUAUGAAGCAGCCUACAACCAAUGCUCCGCAAUCUUCUGAGUCUCAGAAGAAAGAACAAUAGGCUGUGUGCUUAGGCAGUUAGCCCUCUUUGUUGUACUGUUCUUCUUAGGAAGGAUAGGGGAGAAGGGGAUGAAGGGUGAAGGUCCCGAAUUGUGCAUAUGAAGUUUGCAUAUGAUCCAUGUUGUGCAAAAUCUGUUUUAUUCUGACAGUAUUUUAUGUAUCUACUAAUCAAUUUGCCGCUCCAUUGCACUGGGUAUUGACAAUUGUUAUUUCUUGGUUAUAAAAUUUUUUAUAAUUUAAAUUGUA
This is a messenger RNA of Arachis ipaensis, 747 nucleotides long. RefSeq lists its product as uncharacterized. Gene Ontology annotation, cellular component: endoplasmic reticulum membrane. NCBI's taxonomy places the organism in Eukaryota, Viridiplantae, Streptophyta, Magnoliopsida, Fabales, Fabaceae. Gene Ontology annotation, biological process: vacuolar proton-transporting V-type ATPase complex assembly. The record is from RefSeq and is a predicted model, not a curated record.